This is a messenger RNA of Candida tropicalis MYA-3404, 2628 nucleotides long. It is a transcript of the gene IML2, whose product is annotated as Iml2p. Gene Ontology annotation, molecular function: protein binding. The record is from RefSeq and is a predicted model, not a curated record. Gene Ontology annotation, cellular component: nucleus; cytosol; mitochondrial outer membrane. NCBI's taxonomy places the organism in Eukaryota, Fungi, Ascomycota, Pichiomycetes, Serinales, Debaryomycetaceae. Bases 1 to 2628 code for a protein of 875 amino acids. The transcript has a single exon.
AUGUUUAAAGGGUUAAGGAAGAAAGCAUCUAUUCUAUCAAUAUCUUCUAUAACAUCAACUCAAUCCACAUCGUCUAACGGAUCAAAUGCAGAUGGGAGUUACGAUAAGAUACUAGCACAAGUUUAUGACUUUGAGGUUGCUCUUAAGGCAAUGGAUUAUUUGUUGGACGAUAGAACUAAGCAAGGUACUGAUCUAUUACAGGAUGAAGCCAACAAGAAUAAAGAUUCAACCCAACCCCAUGCUAUUUUCCCUUUGGCAUUAGGGGUUAUGGAAUUCAUUGAAGCUACUUUGGGUUUUGAACCAGAAGUCAUGGCUAAGGCUCAUAAAACAUUAUCAGAAGCAGAAAAUGCAUCUUUGAAUAAUUCAAAAUACAAUGUGAGAUAUAGAUUGGCCACGUCAUUGAUCUAUCCACCAGGAACCGAGUUUGAAGUCACCUAUGCUGAGUCGACAUUGUUGAAUGCCUUAUUAAUGUUAUUGACAGAAAAUAAUGGUAUGGUUGAAAGUGUCAAGGCGUUGUAUAAAUUACGUCGUGCUUACCAGACGUUAGACGCCGUCUACAGGAAAAUUAAAGAACUGGAACCUACCUUCAAUAAGAAUUUGGCAAAAUUAAAGAAAGAAGCUGCCGCUGCUGCUGCAGUUCCUUCAUUAAAUAAUGGCACCUCAAAGUCAGGUAAUACAAUUUUCUUAAAUAACCAGUCAAUCAGUACUGUUGAUCUACCGGGUUAUAGUUCCCAGUCCAGUUCUUCUGCUUCUUUGCCACAAGACAUAGCGUUGAUGAAAAAUUUGGAAAAAGUUUACAAUAUGAGAAAAGCGAGAAUUGAAGGUGCCAGCUUGGGAAACAAUGUUGACCCAGAAAAGGUUAAUUUGUUUGGUGAUCUGAAUAGUUCUCUCACAUUGGCCAAACAGAACAACAACACCAAUAUACCUAAGGAUUCCAUUGAAACCCCACGCGAAGUUGACGAAGAAAAUGAAAGCGAUGACGAACGUGAAGAUGAAGAGGACGACGAUUUUUGUGAUGCUCUGGAGGAUUUUGAGGAUUCACAGGACCAUACUCUCCCGCCACCAGCAACUGAUUCUAGUGCCCAAUCUGUUCUUUCUUCAAUUGAGACAACCCCAAGUGGUUCUCAGAAUGCCUCAGAUAAUCACUUGCAUGUUUCUACUGUUGAUGAAUACAUUCAUUCAGGUGUUCAAUUAUGUUUUGGUAUCUUGCAAGUUGUUUUGUCGUUGAUUCCACCUGCUAUUGGUAAAGUAUUAUCAAUUGUUGGUUUUAAAGGUGACAGGGAAAUUGGGUUAAAGUUGUUGUGGAGAACUGCAAUUACCUGUAGAAAUAUUCACGGUGAGUUGGCUUUAUUGUUCCUUUUGGUGUUUUAUGAUGGUCCGGUACAAUUCGUUGACACUGGAUUUCAACUACCAAAUAGCAAUCUGGCAAAAAGUAUUAUUACUUUGGACAACAAAGCAACUGUUUCUGAUUCUGAGUUGGAUAAGAUUUUGGAUAGCCCUGAGCUUUAUACCAGUCAGUUAUUAAGACGAGCAAGAAGAAUGUUUCCCCAUAACGCUCUUUGGAUCUUACAAGAGGGAAGAAUGUUGGCUGCUGAAGGUAAAUUGGCCGAAGCGUCUAAAACCAUGCAAGAUUUCACCGACGAUCCAGCUACCAAGAUCCAAAUGCAGCAAGCUGAAGCAUUGUUGAUUUUUGACAGGUCGAUGAUUUACAUUUUCCAACACGAAUAUGAUAAAGCUGCUAAAGAUUUGAUUUAUUUGAUUGAAAUCAAUUCUUGGUCUAAAGCAGUUUAUUUGUUUAUGGCAGCUUCCUGUUAUUUAGAGAAAUACAGAAUGAUUAAAAUGGGAGUCAUACAAGUAGAUGAUAAAGCAAAAGAAAUGGCUAAAUAUUCCGCACUUUUUGAUAAAUACCUUGAUCUUUCGUUGAGUUACGUCCCAGGUGUUGGCCGUAAUGCUGUUGGUAAGAAAGGUGGUAUUGGUGGUAGCAACAAACAAAUGCCAUUUGAUAAAUUUUUGUUGCGUAAGAAUAAGCAUCUUGAAGCGGCAAAGAAGCAGUAUCCAAACUUACCAAAUGUUGACUUGGUGGGAACUUCAUUAAUUCAUGAAUUGGUUUAUUUCUGGAAUGGGUACAAUAGAAUGACACGUCAACAUUUGGAAGUUGCCUUGAAAAUGUUGGGUUACUCUGGUGCUCCAAACUCUGAUAACUCAGCUAACACAAAAGAAAAUUCAUAUGCUUUAAUUGAAGAAACAGACGAUGAAGCAAUGAUCAGACAUUUUUUGCAGUCGAUUGCCAUGCGACAAUUAGGACAUGUCGAAGAUGGUUUGAAAUUAUUGAACAACCAUGUCAUUUCCAAGUAUGUGAUUAAUGAUUCACUUCACCAAUUUAGAUUUAACAAAUUGACUUAUAGUCCUUAUCUUUAUCCAACAGCUUUGUAUGAGAAGACUAUGUUUACUUGGUUAUUGGGAACUGGUCCAUCUAGCAAGAUUGAUCCUCGCCAGGCUGCACAAGAAAGUAGAAGCUGGCUUAAAAGAGCUGAAAUUGUUGGUGAAGGUGAUUACGAAUUAAGUAAUAGAACUGGUAUGAGAAUUAAAGCAGCCGGAGAUAGAUUAGAUCAAUUAGCAAAUCUUUAG